AAACAAGAAGAGAAGAAAAAGAAAGAAGCUGCACAGAAAAAGACCACAGAACAGAUAACCAAAGUGCCAGACUCUGCCAAGCUCGACCCCACCCCUCCUCUUCUCCCCGCCAACCCCGGUGCCAUCCCACCCGUACCCCAAAGCAGUGGAAAUGGGAAGCGCGCCCCCUCCGGAUGCCAGCCGCAGACUUUGCUCCAGCAGCAGCAGCAGCGCUACCUGCCCAGAGAGGUGCCACCGCGCUUCCGCCAGCAGGAGCAGAAGCAGUUGUUGAAGAGGGGCCAGCCUCUGCCUCCCGGGACCCUGCCUCUCCUAACCACGGGAUAUCCCGACACUGGUGAAUCUGCAGCAUCAACAGUAGCCAUAAACCCCUCUCCAUCCUGUACCUCUUCCUCCUCAGCCAGCUUGCCCACAGUACUGCCCCCGCAUAGUGGCCAAGGAACCCAGUAUGAUAACCCCCCCUGGGGACACCUGCCAGCCAACAGAAGUGCCACAAGUGCUGCAUCUUCCACCAGUCCCAGUGGCUGGGAUCAACUGAUAAUUGACCAGAAGGACUCAGAGGCUUGGCCUUCUAUUACUCUCAGUCAGAGCCAGGCUUCUCCAGCAGGAUGCCCUUUGGACACUGACCCUGGUCACCUGACCACCAGCAGCAGUAGUUCAAGCAGUAGUUGUAGUGCAGUGAGUAUGGCCACGGGAGCCAAUAGUCAGACAGGCCACUUCGCUGCCAACCACCUUAACAGCAAAGCCAACAGUGGGCCUAGCCCUGUCAAUCAUACUGGAACCAGCAUGCUCUCUAGCCAGGUUGCAACCAAUCGCAGUUGGGGAUCUGGGCCAGGACCUUCUCAUUGCCCCCCUCAGUCCUCAGUGGGUAAUGAAGGGAAGUGCGAUAGCCCAGUAGGAGGAGGCAGCAGGGGCUGGGGUUCCUCUUCAUCGUCCUCCACCACCAACUUUAACUUGAACCUAAACCCUAAUGCCAACCCAUCUGCAUGGCCCGUGUUGGGGCAUGAUGGAGGAGGCACAGGGGGAGGCAGCUCAGGUGGAGCCAACACCAUUUCAUCUCCUCAACCUACACCUAAUCUCUGUAACCCUCCUGGCCCCCCACCAGCCCAAACCAGUGCCUGUUCUGGAGCCAACAAUAACGGCAAGUCUUCUGGGAUUGGCAGCGCAUGGGGUACCAUAAUGACUUCUGAUGAGUCACACCUCACUCCAUCCACGAAUGUGUCUUUCAGUUCUGAACCUCAAAACCUUAAAACUGAUGGACCAAAUCAGACUAAAAAACAAGAACCUCCUAGCCCGAUUCAAAACAUGUCUGGUUGGGGCAGCUCACCUGUAGGCUUGGGUUCUAUGGGACAGCCUCAACCAGGGGGUUCACAGGUCAACGGAGAAGAUGGCAACUCUUUGUGGGGUAAUGGUGGCAAUUCAAAGCCAACUUCGUCAAAGGAAGGACCUGGCUGGGAUUCUGCUUGGGGCAAUGUGGGAGGUGGAACUGUAAAGUCUGGAGGCUGGAAUGAACAGUCCAGUGGAGACUGGGGGAAACAGCAUAGCGAAGAGGCCCAGGGAGGCUGGGAUGCGCCCAGCUCUCCUCCCCAGGAUUCACAAGCCAAUACUUGGAGCAGAGCUGUGAGCACAGCUGGUGCCAGUGAAGGGAGCAGUGACAGCAUGGAAGGAUAUCCCCAACAGAGAGAUCACCCAACCAGAGAAAAAACAGUUCCUCUGAUGCCUGCCCAGGAUCUGGACUCCAGGGUGCUGUGCAACACUGGCUGGGGUCAGACUCCUGUUCGCCAGCACACAACCUGGGACAUGGACGAUUCUAAACGCAAGAAUGACGCUGGCACUGAUUCUUGGGGCUCUGGGCCUACAGUUCCAAGCAAUGUCCAGGGACCCUCAAACACUAACACGGGCCCUGCUUCGAGGUCUGACUCUGGUAACAAAAAUGAUGUGCCUGGUUCACAGGGACCUUCUGGUUGGGGUGGAAGCAUGGCUACUUCACAUGCGCCCAGUUCCAGUUGGGGAGACACACCCACUAAUGUAAAGCACCCAGUAGGGCCUAGUGGAUGGGGUAACCCUCCAACAGGAGGCCCUUCCAACAGCAUACCCAAGAACGGGGCUCAAUCUUGGGGGGAGGAGAAAUCAUCUGGCUGGGAUGAUUCACAAGGCAAGUCAACAUCCCAGAGCUGGGGAGAGCAACCCAAAACAUCCAACUCCUGGGGCAGCAGUGGAGGAAGCAAUAACACUGGGGACUGGGGAGAACCAGAAGAGAGUAAAAAGAGCUCCUCUGGCCCUGACUGGAAAGGAGAAUCAGGAAACUGGAAGGAAAACAAGCGAGAUUGGGGAAUGUCUUCUUCAGGACAUGGAGGUUCUGGAGCUGGAAACAGCGGAGGCUGGAGUGACUCUGCACCACAGCGCCCAUGUGGUCCCCCUCAAGGAUGGAUGGGCAAGCCUCAGGAUGGGCCCAGCAGUAAUAGCGGAGGAGGGACUAUGGGCUCUUGGGGUGGUCCCGGCUCUGUGAAGCAGGGUGCAUCCUGGAGUGGUGGUAAGAAAGAACCCUCAAAUGAGGCAACAGGCUGGGAAGAGCCUUCUCCGCCUUCAAUCCGUCGCAAAAUGGAGAUUGAUGACGGGACCUCGGCCUGGGGCGACCCCGGUACCUACAAUAAAGCAGUCAACCUGUGGGACAGGAACAACCCAGGGAUGGUCCAGGCUAAAGUUACCACAGGAGGUAGUAACCCUCCAGGUCCUAGCAAUAACCAUCCCCACGCUCACAAUCACUCCUAUCAUGGGCCGCCUGCACCUUUACAGAACCAUAGCCAAAACACUCAAAACCCAGGCCCUGCCAGUGGGGCCGUAGAUCCUUCAGUGCAACACAAGUCUGGAACAUCUCACAUCAGGGGUCCUUUGAUAGCUCAAGGUUGGGGAGAGAUUCCAAGCUCCCACACAAAAUCUGAAAGCUCUUGGGGAGAACCGGCACCUUCUCCAGUCAGCGUGGAUAAUGGCACAUCUGCUUGGGGCAAACCGAGCGGAGGCCCCGGAGCCUGGGGAGAUGGCAACCCAGACAACUACGGCAGGAGCAACCCAGCGAUGACAGCAGCGCCUGGCAAACCUGCCUCCAAACCUAUGCAAGAUGGGUGGGGGGGAGGAGGUGAAGAGCUCAGCCUUUCAGGGGGUCAGUGGGACUCUGAGGAGGGAGACAUGUGGAACAGUACAGCCUCCCAGGAGAGCAACUCUUCCUGUAACUCCUGGGGCAAUGCAUCCAAAAAAGGCCCACAGAAAGUAAAGAUCCCAGGGAAACAGGAAGAUGUCUGGAUCAUGAAACAGCUCAUCAAACAGCUCACAGACAUGGGCUUCCCUAGGGAUCCAGCAGAGGAGGCUUUGAAGAGCAACAAUAUGAACUUGGAUCAGGCCAUGAGUGCCCUGCUGGAGAAGAAGACAGAGCUUGACAAGCGUGGGAUCGGGACUGGCGGCCACGACUACAACGGGCUCAUCAACAAGCCCAUGAGUUGCCCUCGGCCUCCACUUCUCUCCAAAGACCCCUCAACAGACCCUCGCCUGCCCUUCAUUGAUAAGAUGCAGAGUGGAAUGUUUGGUGGUGGUGGAGCAGCACAAACCCGGGCCAUGCAGCAGCCGCAGCCGCCUCCUCAGCCACCAGUGCCGCCUCUCAGCUCCUCUCAGCCUAGUCUACGUGCGCAAGUGCCUCAGUUUCUCUCCCCUCAGGUUCAAGCACAGCUCUUACAGUUUGCAGCAAAAAACAUUGGUCUGAAUCCUGCACUUUUAACCUCACCAAUAAACCCUCAACAUAUGACCCUUCUGAAUCAACUUUACCAGCUGCAACUGGCAUAUCAGCGUUUACAAAUUCAACAGCAAAUGUUGCAGGCACAGCGCAAUGUUUCUGGCCCCAUUCGGCAACAAGAGCAGCAAGUUGCACGUACAAUCAAUAACAUGCAGCAGCAGAUCCAACAACACCAGCGUCAGCUGGCCCAGGCUCUGCUGAUGAAACAGCAGCAACAGCAGCAGUCGUCCCACUCUGGCCUGCAUCCUGGUGGGGCCAAAUCCUCCCUGGAUUCAUAUCCGGGUCACCCCCAGACUCCAGUCCUACCUGACCUGCAGACCAAAGAGCCGCAGUCAUCUCCCAACACCUACAGCCCCUACACUCUCUCUGGACUGAAUCCAAACAUGAAUCCAAACUGUAUCGAUGUGGGAAGCCUUCCUAUGAAGGACCCACCUCUACCGCAGUCCCGGCUGUCACAGUGGACACACCCAAACUCCAUUGAAAGCCUUUCUGGAAACUCGUCUCCUCUUGAGCCCAACCUGGGAAAACAUGGUGCCAACCUCGGCCCACCUGGAAAGCCUCCUCAGUUAGACGACUCCUACAACCCCUACAACCUGAUAUCAAGUUCAGAGUCUCCGACCAGCCCGUUGGUUCCUCCAGAGAGCUGGGGUCAGGGCAAGAACAGCAGCGACAAGAUGGCCAACGGGACAAAUAUCAACUGGCCUCCAGAGUUUUGUCCUGGUGUACCCUGGAAGGGUCUGCAGAACAUCGACCCUGAGACCGACCCCAACGUGACUCCAGGCAGCGUCCCCAGCGGACCUACGAUCAACACCAACAUCCAAGAUGUCAACCGUUACCUGCUCCGGGACAGAAGUGGAGGCUCCUCUCCCACCUCAUCUCAGAGCGAGGCUCUGCCUCCGUCCACUGAUUGGCCAGUCAGUGCCUACAGUAGCUCGUUCAGUCUUUCUUCCCCGGAGAUGGACGACGCAGGCAAACUGUCAGAAAUGAAAUCAACCUGGUCUCCAGGUCCCAUCUCUCACAGCCAGGCAUCUCUGUCCCACGAGCUUUGGAAAGUCCCCCAGGGUCCGCGGAGCAGCACCACGGCUCCUUCCCGCCCCCCACCCGGCCUCACAAACACAAAACCCUCCUCCACCUGGGGCGGAAGCUCUCUGGGUCUGGCCCAAGGAUGGAGCAGCUCUUACACCACAGCAGGUACCACAUGGAGUACGGACAGCUCCACCAGGACCAGCAGCUGGCUGGUUCUGAGGAACCUAACGCCACAGAUUGACGGUUCCACUCUGCGUACGCUGUGCAUGCAGCACGGCCCCCUCAUCACAUUCCACCUCAACCUGACACAGGGAAACGCUGUGGUUCGCUACAGCUCCAAGGACGAAGCCGCCAAAGCUCAGAAGUCUCUGCACAUGUGUGUGCUGGGGAACACCACCAUUCUAGCAGAGUUCGCCGGGGAAGAGGAGGUGAACCGCUUCUUUGCACAGGGCCAGUCGCUCGGCGGGACGACCAGCUGGCAGGCCACCCCGGGAACCAAUCAGACCAGGAUGGGUGGCUCCGGAUCCGGAGUUGCUCAUCCCAUUGGUCACUCACCCCACUGGAACAACAACAACAACAGCGGCGGCGGUGGCGGCGGCAGCAGUGGCGGGCUCGGAGCAGGCGGAACUAAAACGGGCGGGGAGUUGCUCUGGGGAGGCGUUCAGCAGUAUUCCAGCCUGUGGGGACCCCCGAGCGGCGAGGAGGGACGAGUCAUGGGGAGCCCCACGCCAAUCAAUACGCUGCUGCCUGGUGACCUGCUGAGUGGAGAGUCCAUGUAGGAGGAAAAACUGACAAAGAGGAGCAAAAACCUUGCAAAUCAGUGUGGAGAUAAUCAAGUGUGGAUGUGAAGACGAGGAGGAGAGUCGAGAGGAGGACAAGGCUUCAUAUUCGCUGCUUGGCUUUGUCCGCCUCCUCUGCUCUUUUUUUUUUUUUUUUUUUUUUUUGCCUUUUUUGCGUGUGUUAAACGGCAUUUCAGUCGCAGUUAUUUUGUGUGGGUUUCGGAUCCCAGAGUUUCAUUUAUCAAAGAACGAAGAAAAAAACCUUUUACAGAAACAAGCGGGGAAGUCGCUGUUUUAAACAAACUCGAGUCGACUGACAUGGCGACAAGCUGCCAUCUUUAUUCUGGUGGGAUCCCUCACUGCCUUUUCAGGCGAUCAUAAUGCACCUCAGAGAUCCAUGGAGAAAGGCAUCAUUCCCAAAGUUCUAAUAAAACCCUCCAAUCAGAGUGGGUGUCGCACGGUCAGCCGGUCCAGACCCGACAUUUGUUUCUGUCAGCACUAAUAUUAGCCUUAAACUGUUUCCUGCCCUGCUAUCCACGCUCACUCUUUACUCGGUAAAGAAGCUUACGGAGAACUUGCACACCCUUAUUUCUGAGCCAGUGAAACCUGAGUGGAAAGUACAUGCUGCUGCAGCUCACGACGUCAGUACAUUUGAGUUUUUUCCCCCCCCGCAGUUGGAUCAAGGUGUCCCCUUCCCCCCCAACCAACACAUCGCUCAAAGGGAAUGAUGCAACUUUGUUCGCCUUGCUCAAGCCAUUUAUUUUUGUAGUAUUUUUUAUGAUUUGUUUUCUUGAACCAUUGCAAAACAAAGCUUAGAAAAUUAUGUUACUCAAAUGUGUCUGUCAACCGUCUCUGGUGGGUGGAUGUACAUAUGAUGAGAUGAACCACUGCUAAUACAAAGGAACUGUAAAAAGACAAACACGAUGAUGCACCUCAGCCUGUCUAUGGGCUCUUUUAUGUUUUUUUGCAGUUUGGUCUCAGACUGUCUCAGUGACAUUUUGGGAGAAAUAAAAAAAAAAACAACCUCAAAUUGUUCCUUCCCCCCUGCGCCGCGCGCCCACUCCACCUGCAAAACCCACCAUUUCAAGCGACGUGCAAUAUAAGCCACAGACUCUACCGUCCAAGCACCCUACGACUGAGAGCAGACUGUAAGGAAAGAGUGAACUGCGAACACUUUAUCUGCCCUCAGAAAAAGAGGAAAAAACUGCCACUACUACCCUUUAUCUCCCCUUAGAGAGAGUGUGAACUCAGGAGAGUAGCAAGCUGGUCUUCAACCAUUUUCUGUCCAAGACACAAGGACUUCUAUACAAAGCACUUCUUCAGCCAGCCACCUCUCCAUAAGACUUGUGUGUGUGAUUUUAUGUGUGCGCAUGUGUGUGUGUUUGGGAAGAAGGCAACAAACCAAAUUCAGAGGAGCUUGUUUUCUUUUCCCCUCACCCAGAAGACAAGAUCACUUUUUUUUGUCCACAUUUGCUUCAGUUUUAAGAAAAAAAAAGGAAAAAAAAAAAAGAGGCAAAGACUUGUGAAUAGGUGGUCUGUUAUAGCACUUAACGAGAGCGCCGCUGCUCCUUAUACCCUCAACGCCAACGAACAGAAGGAAGGUGAAGCGACACUGGCAAAUAAAAACUGCAAAAAGACUUCAAAGCAAUCUGCUCAGUGGCUUCUCUGUGUACUUAUUUUUUAACUUGACAUGGAUGUGAACUUUGUUUUUCCUUCUUAAGUCAGUGGGACCAGAGGAUGUCAAACACGGUAGCAAAGUGAAGGGAAAUGCAAAGAAAACUCAAAGCGCUCAUCCUCACCUUCUUCUUUUUUUAUAUCAAAGUAAACAUCACUGUUAACAUUGCAACUUUGAGAACUUUUUACGCCUUGGUGUCUGGGAUCGCUCAGCUGGAUCCGGCAGGGAGGAUCGCCGUCUCGUCCUUGUUUUUGUGUUUUUCUUUUUGGAGGCCCAGCCAACUGGUGUGAUAGUGUGGCCACUGAGUGCCUGCCUGCUGCAGAGAGCAGAGCUGCAGCAGCCCUCACCUUUCCCUCCCCGUCGCCUCCUCCCUCGCCUGCCCUCCUCCCUGCUGAUCCCUCCUCUCCCUCCUCCGCCUUUGCGCCGGGAGGAGCUCGGAAAUUACUACUACUGCUACUAUGUCAGAGCAUGUCCUCAGCAAGCGCCAUUUCCACUGUCUGUCUUUCUCCUGCAAACAUCACUUUAGUCAAAGAUCAAAGUCAUUUGAGUGUUUUGGGGUUUAUCUUUUGGUUUGUACUUAACUGAAUUGCCAUGAUGCAUUUAUUUUAUUGCUGAAGUUGUUGAUGACAGUUUCUGAUACAUGUGGGUCAGGAGAUUCUCAACCUUGGAGAAAAAUACUACGGUUUCACAGUAUCAAGGUACUACCAAAAGAUCUCAUAAUAAAAAUGUGUUACAGGAUCCAGAUGUUCUUAUACCAGAAAAGCAUUAAUUAGACCCACUGCUGCUAAAACAAAUUGACAUUUUGGUCAUAAUUAGAAUUUAGGGCUACGCAAUAUUUAGAAAACAGAAGAUUUUGACUUUUACUGUUGAAUGUUGGGAUCAAUUGGAAAUGACUUGUGUUUCCCCAUCAUUGUCCCUGAGUUUGAUCAUCUCUGUCAAUAUACCUAUCAGUGUAUAUUGGCAAGCAGCGUGGUUGGAUUACAUUUAACUCACCAAAUAAUGCAUUCAGCCCGUCCUUUACGAUUGCAGUUUUGUAUCGUAUUAUGGUUCCAAUUGCAAUUUGAAAUGUUGUGCAGCUCUGUUGUAUUUUCUACAAUAUGAAUUCCUUUUUAUUCCAAUGUAGACCUCAGAAAAUAUUUACUGACUAAAUUCAGUUGUAAACUGUUUUAUUAUGCAGAAUAUUGAACCACUUUGUCAUUCUACUUCAAGUGUAACGAGUUGAUAUUAGUCGGGCUAUCUGAUCUUGUAGCUUAAAGCGAGCUGCCUGACAGUUACUUUUAGCUUUUAGCUUGUACGUUAGCAGCAAUAAUGUACUUCUAUUAAUGAUGAACGUGUCUGUGUUCAUACUAUGUUAAGCCAGAGAAAUGCAGCCUCAUGGGGGUCAUUAAUGCGCUGGUUUGUACACUAUUAGGAAAACUUUAAAAAUGGAGCGAGGGAUUUCUCACUAGGAUAUCAAUUCUUUUUGAUAUCCUUGUACCUUUGUGGGAAAAACAAUGGUGGACUCUCUAAGAACAAUUAUUGCCCCGCUUUGGAUAGGAGUAUUAUUGUCACUGCCGGUGCACGACACUAUUUUCACUAUUGAGCGAACUGGGUUGUAUGAAUUAAGCCUUAAUAAGACUGAUGGGUGGCUCUCCUUUAGUUUCCAUACUUGGUCUGUCUGUAAUUUCUGCAACCAGACAUAUUUCCUAACAGCCAAACUUUUCUCUUGUCUCAGCAUUGGAAAGAUGUAGUAGACAACUCUCAUUCAGCUGGUGGUGGUGUGCAGCAACAAGCAGGGGAAGGGCAACGCUGUUAAUCAAUGCUCUGUACGGAAAACACUGGUCACUCCUGCGCUUCCUCUGGCAUGUUAAGAUGACUUUUUACACUCCGAUUGUACCUUGAUACUGGAAACCAGUCCAUGCCUAGCUUCUGAUUGUUUAUGAUGAUCAUUUCUUUGCUUUCAAAUACUGGUCUUUAUGCAGUGUUCAGCAUCCCUCCUGUCCCUUCCUGCCGCCUCCCGAGCAGAACCGGCGCGCAGUUCCACCGGUACGCCACAGCAGGCGGCUAAAAGCGUAAUCGGACCUGCGUGCGGUCGGCCUUGUUCUGCCGUGGACGGGCUUCACUCACGUUGAACUCUGGGAGCGCUCUGUCACACUUAGAGCCACCUCGACUGACAGCAAGCCUUCCAUUUCUAUGCAAACGACAAAAGGAGGUGUUUGUCCGCAGCAAUCGUCUACAUCUGCCAGUCUCCACUUCUCCUCUCACAACUUGUAUUACCAGGCAGCUUCUCCUGAAACCUCACUGGGUUCAAAUGUAGGGGACACUGAAAGAGAGUCCCACUUCUCUUUAGAUUGACACUAAACAACCUGCUGGAGAUUCUAUUUGUUGGCCGUUGCGCCUUCAGGCUGGUGCCAACAGGAUCGCUGGUAUCUACUUCCAAUUUCUCACAUUGUCAUUUAUGUUAGAUUAAAGGAGUCAUUGCUGAUGGGGCGUACCCAUCGGGCCGCUGGAGAAGCAGAAGGGCAGGACAGAUGAUGCUGGUCUUUGAGGAACAGUGGACUGGAAUAUAUAUUUUUUUUAAUUUUUAUUUUUUUAGCGGCUGCAGUAGGAGGAGGAGGUGGGAAGGGGGUCCGAGGGAGGUCCCUGUAUGUGUCUGUGCACUGUUUAUGGGUCACAUCGGGUACAUCUCUUUAAAAACCAAAAACAUUUUUUUUUUCUUUUUAUCAUCAAGAUUUUCACAAAAACUAGAAACUACAAAAAAAAAGAAGAAGAAAAAAGCUGUGCACUCAGAAGCUGAGACGCACCUCAAGUUUGGUACCAAGUCUUAAAAAAAAAACUAAAAAAACCUUUGGGGAUUUGCCCUCUUCCAGAGUCGCCUUGGACGUGCGUCGUUCAACAAAAAAAAAAAAAAACAAUCACUUUUUGCCUGUGCUGUUUGUUCGUGAGAUUGUUCCUGAAAACCUGCAUUAAUGAACUCCACACUGGACUUUAAUCAUGGAGCUGGUGUUGAAGUUGAGGGGUGGGGGAAGGUGGGUCAGGGGGUCGACUCUCAGAUGUGGAUUUCUCGGCGCAGCACCAGCACUGAGAGGCUCUCUCCCACAUCCUCAUCUGCACUCUUAUCUACCUGUAAAGUGUCGGAAAUCGGAUGCUCUCCCUACUUUUUACAUGUUUUUAUUAUUAUUAUUAUUAAUUUUGAAGGCAACUGGAGCUCGAGUAAAACCUGCUUCAUAAUCACAGAUCAGACAUUAGUCUGAGAAGGGACCCAAGAAAUCAAAGGACUGGGUUGAAUAUGCACAUGCUAGCUCAUACACAAUAUACAACCAAGAGUACAUAAUGGAUGUGGGUGGUUAGACUUGACCCGUUUUCCCACUUUUACUCCCUUUGCUUCAUCCCUUCCCAUUUGUUUCCCAGAUGACGAGAUCAUAAACAUAUCAGAGUAAUACAGAAUAAUGAGAACAAAUACUUGAAUCAAAAAAGAAGCGCCAAUAAUGUAAUGUGAACACUUUUUUUGUAGUUUUUUUUUUUUUUUUUUUUUAUUCGUCUGAUUCAUACACUUCAGAGAUUUUGACAGCGUCUGUUCAGAGUUACUAAAAUUUGAAAUGUCUGAAAACAAAGAUUGAUUAUUAAGGCAAAUUUUACAUCUUAUCAGAGUGUUUGCACAAGGCUGCUUGUACUGUAUGAAUGAAUGUCUGUCAGGUGUAAAAACACGUACAGGUGCAUUUUGGUACACUGGAAGGACAUCAAAACUAAAUCAAACACAGAUUUAUUGUGCGGGGAUCAUUUUUUAUUUGUUUAUUUCUGGUCAUUUUGAUGAUUGUUUUUAAGUGCACACUAUAACUAGGCCCUUUCAAGGUCCUCCCAAGAUUAUUGUCUUGAACACAAAUCCACCCAGUGUUGUUCGCUGAAGUCCCGAAGCCUUAGAAAUAUCUUCGUAUCUCUUUCCAGACUGUUAGUUUGAGAUCUUUUUAGCCUCCUUUACUCUCAGAAAGGUACUGGUUAAGUCAAUUUGAACUCAGCUUUCCAAAAACUGGUUAGUAACAGUCAUUAUUUGAGAGAGAGGUGAUUACUUUUUCACAUGUACUCAUGAUUUCAAAACUGCUUUUGUAUUUCUUCAGUUUACCUUUGUCACUUUGAAAGUUGAGUGGAAGGAAAAAGUACAAAAUCAAUAGGGAGAAUUCCCUGUUCCUCAUAAUGAUCAAAAUUAACAGAAAUAAGCACCAAACGCAUAAAUCUGUUAGUUUCACUUCUUUAAUUGUAAACAGAAAUAAACUUUUUGACACCAUUCUGAUUUAUUGAGAUGCACCUGUAUGAGAGCUUGUGAUUACUGCGGAGAACCUCCUCCGCCUCGUAUUUCUUUUCAUUUCAGUAUACUUUUUUUUUUUUUUUGCUUGUCAGAAACUAUAUUGUAAUGUUGUAACUAGCCUCUAGCGUUGCACUGAGCGUCGACCUCGCCCCUCGCCCAGCUACAUGAACAACAUGAUACAAGUACUGAAGGGGAGACAGGGGGACAGUUCACGUGUAAAUGUUUACUCAAGGACUAAAAUAAGUGUGUGUGUUUUGGUUUUUUUUUUUGUUGUUGUUUUUUUCUUAUGUAAUGUUUUAUCUACCUUAGUGGCUUUCAUUGUGGAAUAAUCCAAGAAAGUAUGGAUCAUUAUUGAGUAUUGCACCAUUUUUCAGACUGUAAACUUUAAAAAUAAAAAAAAUCAUAUAUGUAAAAAAAAAAAAAUUAAAAAUACAGCAAAAAAAGAAAAAAAAAGUAUUUUACAGACCUGUGGCCAUAGAUUGGAGGUAGAGGGACUUUAACUCUCCCGAAUCUGAGCAAACGGAGAGUGAAGAGCGAGACAUCAGACCGAGCCUUGGCUUCUAGGGCUCACCUCAGAGGUGCCUACCUUUCUGUUUUGUUUUUUUUAAAUUUUGUUUUAAGUCCUGUCAUCUUUUGUUUUUCUUUUCCUGCAAGGCCACUGACAGUUUACAGUUUUAUUUCUUCAGCAAAACAAAGGAGGAAUCAAACCACACGAAUGUUGGAAGAAGAAAGCAAAAGGACAAAUGCUUCCAUUUUAAAAAGAAAAAAAAAA
Molecule: messenger RNA, 12315 nt
Organism: Xiphophorus couchianus (Monterrey platyfish)
Lineage: Eukaryota; Metazoa; Chordata; Actinopteri; Cyprinodontiformes; Poeciliidae
Gene: tnrc6c1
Product: trinucleotide repeat containing adaptor 6C1
Exons: 20
Biological process (GO): positive regulation of nuclear-transcribed mRNA poly(A) tail shortening; miRNA-mediated post-transcriptional gene silencing
Cellular component (GO): P-body; nucleoplasm
Molecular function (GO): protein binding; RNA binding
Source: RefSeq, a predicted model, not a curated record